This is a messenger RNA of Trichophyton rubrum CBS 118892, 897 nucleotides long. RefSeq lists its product as uncharacterized. NCBI's taxonomy places the organism in Eukaryota, Fungi, Ascomycota, Eurotiomycetes, Onygenales, Arthrodermataceae. Bases 1 to 897 code for a protein of 298 amino acids. The record is from RefSeq and is a predicted model, not a curated record. The transcript has a single exon.
AUGCUCUUCCGAUCGAUGACAGUUCAAUUGGCCCUAUCGCGGCAAAUACGGCCCCUAAACCCUUGUAUCAGUUCGCCAUUAUCGUUGUAUAGACAGGCAACUCGGCAGUCACGGUACUAUGCUACAAGCCAACCGCCUCCCCUUCGGACAAAUGCAGUCAAAUCAAAAGUGAAAGCUCCAGAGUUAUCUUUAAAAUCUCCUUCUCCGUCGUCGGGAGCGCCCAACAAGUUCCGCAGAUUCGAAUGGGAGGUUUCUAAGCAUAAGGGGCCCGUCUGCCUGUUCCGCGCCCCCAAACAACGAUCUUAUAUCAUCGGUGCAUACACAACAGCUUCGUUCUGUUACAUGUAUGCUGGUUAUAACUUCUAUACCUCCUCCAUAGAUCCGGUACUAAAAAUCCAAUGGUGGCAAGAACUGCUUUUUGGCGGUAUCUGUUUCGUCAUGGCAAUCAUGGGUACCGUCUUUUUCCGCCGUGGCUUCGGUUUGAUAUCCCAGAUCAACGCUGUAAAUCUCAACGGUAAAACCCAACUAUCAAUAAAGGUCAGGCGUAUGCUUCCGUUUAUGAAACAGCGCGAGCUUACCCUUGCGCCCUCGGAGCUCUCUAUUUCACAGAAAGUAACUGUGAGUGAAGUGGAGCUUACUAAGGCUGGCUGGUCGGAGUCGCAGCAGCGAUUUGCUCGCCAGCGGGCUCUGGAUGAUACUCAUUUUUUCAAGAUGCCAGUGCAGAAGACGAGUUUGGCCAUUUUCAGGGCUUUUUCAAAUGCCCGGCGUUUAUUUACACAGGAGCAUUUUGUUUACGUCAACAUCAAGGGGCAGAAGAGUACAUUGCGUCUGGACGCCCUUGGCUCGUUUUCUCCCGAGUUCCAUAUGCUGCAAAAGGCGGUUGUGGAUGUAGUAUAA